UCUAUUUAUUGUGAAUAAGGAAUGGUGUUUUUGUAAUAUAAUAUUCAUGAUGCCAGGAGAUAAUCAGCAGAUUACCAUGGUGAUGUAAACAGACAUUCUUUGUGGGAGACAAAGGACACGCGAGACAGCAACUAACGCCAUGCCCAGCAGCACAGAGACGGGGGACAACCUUGUUAAAGCCUGCUGCCUAUUCAAACACCAAGCACAAGCCUAGUCUCUACGACAACAGGAUACAAACACAUGGGAAGUCGUCUGUUUACACUGAAAGGUUUCUUUGGUGACACAUUUGCAGAGAAUGACCGAUGAUCUCACAAAUCAAAUAGGAGAGGAAUGUCCACACAAUGCCUACACAAUCAACAAAAUCCAGAAAGUCAAGGUCACCUAGUGGCAGGCCUGUCAAAAAGGCUGAGAGGAAGAGGAGGUCAUCCAAGAAGAGAUCAGUCAGUGCCAAAGCCACCAAGUCAGAAGUGGACAUUCUCAGUCCAGCAGCCAUGCAGAAUGUUUACUACAUUUCCCACAAUGCAGUUGACUGUCUGGCGUUCCGAGGCUUUGGAUGGCCUGAGUCAACUAAAAAGAAAACAGCAGGAAUGAAGGGCAAGAAAACAAAAAACAAAAAGUGAUUCUACCACAAACCUUGCCAAGACCAAAGCAAACAUUGUCAGUUUAGUACGGCUCUAUUCAAUCCUCAUGGUGGAAAUCCAGCUUUACAGCGUGAUAUAAAUGGUAAGGCGAUGUUCCCGAUCAGUGGAGGCUGCUGAGGGGAGGACGCCCGGAAUGGACUGGUUUCACGUUUGAUGCCCUUCCAUUAACUCCAUUCCACUCCACUAUUCCCGAUUUAUCAGACUGCAUUCAUGCUAAACGCUGCUUAUGUUGCCUAAAUCGGAAAUGACCUUUACAUUUCUAUGGCAGAAUUUGUAACGCUUCAGCUUUACAGAUUGAAUAGAGCCCUAAUUAUAAUGUAUAUUUUAGUUUAUCUUGUCUGUUCAAGUUUAAAAUAGAACUCUGGUUACCUCUGGUGGAUUGGUUGUUAUUUACAGAGAACAGUGGAAAGAAAACAUGGAAAUACAUUGACCUCUGCUGGCCAACUGGCAUACCGGCAUACCAUACCCAGAUGCUCUCAGGAAAAAUUGCUGUGACUCGUGUAAAGAAUGCUUCUCUGGAUAAUGGAUGUUAAGAAUAAACAUGGCGAGUUAGAAUAACUGCCCUACAAAACAAUCUAUUUUACUAGAUGGUGAUGAAGUAUUGGAGUAGGGGUCCCUUGCUAGACAACACUAUCUUAUGUGAUGCAACACCUUUCUCUUUUCAAUUUAUGACAACAGAACCAAAUUCAGCAACUGU
This is a messenger RNA of Salvelinus namaycush (lake trout), 1338 nucleotides long. RefSeq names its product small lysine-rich protein 1. The record is from RefSeq and is a predicted model, not a curated record. The coding region runs from base 342 to 620 and encodes 92 amino acids. The transcript is spliced from 3 exons. Lineage: Eukaryota; Metazoa; Chordata; Actinopteri; Salmoniformes; Salmonidae.